GUAUGUGAUGUCAUGAAGCCCCUCCCCCUCUCUCUAACUUCUGCUUUGACUCGUGUGUUGGCGGUUUAACGGACAGAAAGUGAGACGAGGAAAGACGCAGACUGUCACCGAGAGACAUCAACACAAAUCUGAUCACAUGAACAACAUGGAAGACAUCACAACAGCACUUCCCACCGAGGACCUCUUCUCCUUUAGCCCCUCCCCCGGUACUGAAGAUUAUGACAUCCCGGACAUGAUGUGCGACCGUGAGCCUGUGCGGCAGUUCAGGAGUCACUUUGAGCCGCCGUUCUAUUGGCUCAUCGCCUUGGUGGGCGGAGCCGGGAACCUGACUGUGGUGUGGAUCUAUCUGAACCUCCGGCGCCGGCUGAAGACCAUGACGGACGUGUACCUGCUGAACCUGGCGGUGGCCGACCUUCUGUUCCUGGUCACUCUGCCGCUGUGGGCGUCUGAAGCCACGCACGGCUGGAGCUUCGGACUGGCCCUCUGUAAGGUGAACGCCGCCCUCUACAAGGUCAACCUGUUCAGUAGCAUGCUGCUGCUCACCUGCAUCAGCUGCGACCGCUACGUGGUCAUCGUCCAGACCGCCAAGGCCCAAAACUCACAGGCAGAGCGUCGCCGCUGCAGCCGGUUGGUGUGUGUAGGGGUGUGGUCUGUGGCGCUGCUGUUGGCUGUUCCUGACUUAGUGUUCACACACAUCAAGGAGGCGGAGUCACAGCAGUACUGCAGGAACGUGUUCCCGCCUCACCUGGGCAGGAGCACUAAGAUCCUGGUCCUGUCCCUGCAGGUGAGCAUGGGCUUCUGCCUGCCCUUCCUCAUCAUGGCGUUCUGUUACAGCGUCAUCUUCAUCAAGCUGCUCCGGACCAGAACCUUCCAGAAGCACAAGGCCAUGCGGGUCAUCGUGGUCGUGGUGCUGGUGUUCGUCCUGUCGCAGCUGCCCCACAACGGCGUGCUGGUGAUGGAGGCGGUGCAGGCCAACAACACCACCAUGAUGGGCUGCGACCAGCUCAACGGUUUCGACAUUGUGGGCCAGGUACUGAAGGGCGUGGCCUACAUGCACGCCUGCCUCAACCCCUUUCUCUACGCUUUUGUUGGCGAGCGUUUUCGCCGCGACGUGCUGCAGCUGCUGAGCGUCUGCCGCCGGCGUCCGCUCGUUAAGAGUCCGCAGAGUAAGUCGUUCAGGAGCCGAGUCACCAGCCAAUCAGACAGUGACACCUCACAGGCGCUGUCACUGUAGAGACCACUCAGCUGAUGACAUCAUCAACGAUCUCAUUGGUUCAUUUCAAACGAGGACUUCAGGUUUUUGUGUUUCAUUUAAGAUGUUUAGCAGAGAAACAAACCAAAGUUUUCAAAGGACCGCCUGUAUAUAACUGUGAAGCCUUUUUUCUAUUUUAAGCUGCUGUGAUUGGACAGAUUCUUUGUUUGUUUACAUGAAGUUAGGCGUCUGAGCUGCUAACAGAUGCUAACAGAUGCUAACAGAUGCUAACAACUGUGUCCCCAUGUGUUUGAAUAAAGAUGAUUGCGUGUGUGAA
Messenger RNA from Labrus mixtus (cuckoo wrasse), 1529 nucleotides. RefSeq names its product chemokine (C-C motif) receptor 9a (gene ccr9a). Gene Ontology annotation, biological process: immune response; chemotaxis; G protein-coupled receptor signaling pathway. The coding region runs from base 137 to 1234 and encodes 365 amino acids. Lineage: Eukaryota; Metazoa; Chordata; Actinopteri; Labriformes; Labridae. Gene Ontology annotation, cellular component: membrane. Gene Ontology annotation, molecular function: chemokine binding; chemokine receptor activity; scavenger receptor activity. The record is from RefSeq and is a predicted model, not a curated record. The transcript is spliced from 3 exons.